GCGUGCAUAACACAUCUAUAGUCAAGUCAAAUUGAACAGUCGCAGACAGUAAAAACAGGUUUACUUUUCUCACAGAGGUGAGUAAAGUGGGUUACCCACAGAGAGUCGCACCUUUUAGAUGGGGUGGAUGAACUCGCAGCCUAUAAAGCAGUGAUGUGCUUUACUUGCCAUCAUCUCAUCUUGCAGGAGGAAACCGACGCCACGAUGCUGACUCUCAUCCAGCUGAUCAUUUUGCUUUUUUUGACGAACAUUAGCUCAACUGAUGCAGAGAAACUUUUCCAUAAUCGGGAUCAUUCUGAUGUGCAGACCCUUAAUUCUCAUGAAACACAGGCUAUAACAGACCAGCGCACAGCAGAGUUAUUUCUCUCUAGAUAUGGAUUCAUCAAGCCAGUUAACUGGGAGGAGAUCCAGUUUGAAGACAUUUCUUCCAGUGGUGACUUCCUGGAUGAUCUUCAAGCCUCAAUCCAAGAGGGGACCUCAGUGCCGCAUUCAAGAGAUUCCCAUAAUCACGAUGCAUACAACAGUCAAACUGAGAGCCAAGCAUUUAUUUCAGCACUUAAAGAGUUCCAGAGGGUCUCAGGUCUGCUGGUUACAGGAGUGUUUGACGAGGCCACCAAGGUUGCAAUGAACAAGCCGAGAUGUGGAGUCCCUGACAAGGAGAUCGACCUGAACACCCUUGAAAACAGCAGUAACUCAGAUAUUGAAAACACUGACAGUUUUAAUGAGACUGACAGUAAUAACACAGCAAGUAACAUAAUCAGUGACACUUUUUCUGCUGCUGCAAAUUCCUCUGAAGAUGGCGCAUUAAAUUUUAAUGACACAGAAAGUGUUUUCACAGACAUUUCCAACGGCACCAGCAUGAAUUAUACAAAUGACUUUGCAAAUAUCACUUCACUAAACAGCUCACAUGACACCAAUGUGAGCAGUCAGAUGGUAAAUAUCAACAUGCACCAGAGUGAAGCGGUGCAACACAGGAGGCGUCACCUCGCAGUUCUUGUAUCCAAAAACAGGUGGAAGAGAGAUUUGAGUGGAGCUGGUUACAUGGCCUUUUCCAAGAAGAUGUUGAAAUGGAGGCUGAUCGGAGAAGGAUACAGCAGUCAGCUGACUGUAGAAGAGCAGAGGUACAUCUUCAGGCUGGCCUUCAGGAUGUGGAGUGAGGUGUCACCGCUGGAGUUUGUGGAGGAUAUCAAGUCACCAUUGGAGGAUGUUGAUAUCAGGCUGGGCUUUGGCACAGGGCGGCAUUUGGGAUGCAAUCAGAAGUUUGAUGGCUCUGGUCAGGAGUUUGCCCAUGCCUGGUUCCUGGGUGAUAUACACUUUGACGAUGAUGAGCAUUUUACUGCCCCCAAUGCUGGCGGUGGAAUCAGCCUUCUCAAGGUCGCGGUUCAUGAGAUCGGCCAUGUUCUGGGUCUGCCUCACAUCCACAGACCUGGAUCUAUAAUGCAGCCCAGCUACCUGCCCCAGGAGUCGGCCUUCGAGAUGGACUGGAUGGACAGAAAAGCCAUACAGCAUCUCUAUGGGGGCUGUAAAGGUCGUUUCAGCACGGUGUUUGAUUGGAUCAGGAAGGAGAAGACGCCCUAUGGGGAGGUGGUGAUCCGCUUCAACACCUAUUUCAUAAGAGAUGGCUGGUACUGGCUGUAUGAGAACAGGAACAACAGAACACGUUAUGGGGAUCCAGUGGCGCUGCAGAUUGGCUGGCAUGGGAUUCCAGUGGACGGAGUGGACGCAUAUGUGCAUGUGUGGUCCAGAAAAAGAGAUGCUGUUUACUUCUUCAAAGGUAUUCACUUCUGGAGGUAUGAUAAUGAGAAUGACCGGGUGUUCAGACAGGACUCAGAAGGUCACCACUAUCCAAGGUUAAUCUCUGAAGGAUUCCCAGGAGUGUCCAGUCCUAUUGACACAGCCUUUUAUGACAGGAGGGACUCCCGCAUCUACUUCUUCAAAAGCACACUUGUGUAUGCAUUCGACGUGGAAGCCAACAGCUUGGCAAGAGGCUUCCCCCAAAACAUCAGAGACGUGUUCCCUCCGGUGGUGAGCAGAGACCAUCCAGAUGGCAACGUUGAUGCUGCCUACUUCUCCUACACCCACAAUGCCAUCUUUCUACUGCAGGGCACGCGCUUCUGGCAAGUGGUGGGCAGCCGAGAUCGCUGGCGCCAGCCCUUUCUGCCACGAAAUGGCCUGCUGCCACACAAGGAGGUGGAUCAGCACUGGUUUGACAUCUGCAACGUUCAUCACACUGCACUCAAACUAAACCGCUGAGGGAGCCGCAGCACACAUGUGUGUGUGCCGAGGCGGUAUGCCCCGGGGAAUAGUGCUGACAGUGCCCUAGGAGUCUGAACCUUGUCAGUAUUUGUGGCUGAGGAGGAGAGGUACCCUGCCGUGCCGUGCCGAGCCGAGCCGAGCAGCGCCGUCCUGUG
Amphiprion ocellaris (clown anemonefish) is the source of this 2411-nucleotide messenger RNA. It is a transcript of the gene mmp21, whose product is annotated as matrix metallopeptidase 21. Gene Ontology annotation, cellular component: extracellular matrix. The transcript is spliced from 8 exons. The coding region runs from base 154 to 2253 and encodes 699 amino acids. Gene Ontology annotation, molecular function: zinc ion binding; metalloendopeptidase activity. The record is from RefSeq and is a predicted model, not a curated record. Gene Ontology annotation, biological process: extracellular matrix organization; proteolysis; collagen catabolic process. NCBI's taxonomy places the organism in Eukaryota, Metazoa, Chordata, Actinopteri, Pomacentridae.